Molecule: messenger RNA, 2678 nt
Organism: Biomphalaria glabrata
Lineage: Eukaryota; Metazoa; Mollusca; Gastropoda; Planorbidae
Exons: 7
Coding region: 191-1279 (362 amino acids)
Source: RefSeq, a predicted model, not a curated record
UUAAAAUGGCGUUGUAUAUGAUUUUAUAGAAGUCAAUGCUUCCUUUUGGUAAGCUGAGAUCUAGAUCUGUUGGUUAAAUGAUAAAAAAAAAUAGCAGGGCAGCAAACAGGCCUAGACCUACUUAUUUACAGAACAUUUCCAUUCAAGCAUUCCACUGUCCUUUACCUAGGAAUUAAAAAAAGAAAAGAAAAUGUCUGCUUCAGUAUAUAACAACCCUUAUACUUACAAGCCGCAACAGCCCAAGAUUGAUUGGCCUCAAUAUUGCCAUGGAUGUUCACAAGUCUCUUGCAGAUUUGUUCUUGAUUCCAAGGUCUUAGCACUUGCAGUGCUGCUUCUGGGGGUCUCAAUUUUGGUAAUCAUUGGCAUGAUCAUUGCACCCUUCUGGUUUCAACUAGUGUUGGAUAAAACAGAUGGUACAUUUGGCUCUGAGCCAACAAAACUGGAACUCACUAUUGACACAGGCUUGUUUUACAUGAGGGACUCCAAAAUGGACAACACCCUCUUUAUGAAUAAAUUUACCACUAGCCGUGAAGUUAUUCCAAGAGUUCUGCAGAGUGCUCAAGUCUGUUCGGUUAUUGGCACAUGUGUACUUGUUGGCUGUUUCCUUGCUGGUGUCAUCCUCAUGAUUAGAGAGUUUGCUUCCGCAACAGCGCUAAUUGUUCUUGCUGGUGCAACUUCCAUGGCAGCUUUAUGUGAAGUUUUCGUAGUUAUUUUUGCUGGCAUCCUUCUGGGAAUGAGCACUUGCAAUCCUUAUGAAUCUACCGACUGCAAAUAUGAGAAAAAUCAAGUCUGGCGCAUGAUUCCCAUUUAUGAUCAGUUCUAUAGGAUUGAGCCACACAUCACUCCCUUUGUGAAACCUAAUUGGGCUUUCUACAUUGCCAUUGUGGGUGCUGCAAUCUCUGUUGGCAAUGCCAUUAUGUUCUGGAUUGAGGCUAUUAAAACUAACAGAAACUUGGAGCACAUAAGAUAUCAACAGCUGAGACUGACCCGUGACCCAUUUGAACAUGAUGUAGACCCACUGGCUGAAAAGAAGUAUGUUUACAAGCCACCAACUCAAAAAGGUCCUAACACAUUUGGAAUGCAGCCUGUGCUACAUGCUGGCCGCUCUGAAAACCUGGGCUACACAGACUACCCUAGACGUGAUGAGUACAUUCCACCUGCUAGCCUGAGACAUGAUGUAUCUUUCCAACCAUCGACACCUGAAGAAAAAAGGAGAGGCCCUCCUUCCUUUUCUAGUAGUGCAAGUGGUGCCAUUGUGUCACGAGAGAUAGAUCUGUAAGAUGCUCUCUGCUCAAUGCCUUCAUAAUUGAUUCCCUGCUGCUGAAUAGCUACACUGUUUUAUUGCAUUCCAUAGGGAUCUUUUUGUUCUGACAAGUUUGUUUGAUUUGAUUAGCUUAUAAAGAAGGGGGGGGGGGACAAUAGUUUAAUUUCCAGUACUGGUACUAAAUAAUUCCAACCCUUUUUUUAAAUUCACUAGUACUGUGAAUAUUUUUAGAAGAAAUCAAAAAUAGUAUUGAGCUAAUGUUUUAUUGUAAGUUAAGGUACUGUUACAAAUAAAAUAUAUACAUAUAUAUAAGAAGUGUUUAAUUUUUAUUUAAUACAUAAAGAAUUGAUAUUUAAGAUACUAAUCUACUCUAGUAAAAAAAGUAAGCAAAACAUAAACUAUAUAAAGAUAAGAUCUUGGUUGAAAGGUUGAUAUUGCAUUUCCAAUGUUUUACAUAGAUUGAUAACAAUAAGUCAUGUUUUUUUUUUAAUGUUAUUUAUAGAGAUUUUAAGGCCUUUGAUAGAUACUAUAUAUUCUAGACCUUUUGUAAUAUAGAUCUAACACUCUUACUGUGUAAAUAAAUAAUCUUUGUUGGAUAACAAAACUGAAUUCUGUAUAUAUUACUUUUACUUCUCAUUGAAAAUGCUAACCAUCACAAUGUACUGUAGUUUUUUUUUUUCCUAUUUUUGUUUUCAUCUUUAACUCAAUCAAAACAAUAUGAAAGAAGUUUGAUCGAUCUGAUAAACUAUUAAGUUCUGAGAACAAUUACAACUGCAGUAAUCAUUGCCCUAGAGCAGUGUUUCCUUAACGUAACAGUUGACACAUUCUUAGUAUUUACUGGAACACUUUGCUUAUUUUUUAACGAGAUUUUAAUUCAAGGGUUGCCUGAUUGUUAAUUAUUCCAGUUGUUUGAGGAACACCUAUUCAGGCCUCUGGGAACACUAGGGUUCAGCGGAACACAGUUUGGGAAACACUGCCCUAGAGUUUAAAAAACUAGUGACUUACAGGCUUUAGGUGAUAAUAAAGACUGCUUCCAAAAUAAUGCUUUGCAACAACUUCUGGAAGUGUAACAUUCAUUUGCUUCAAUUGUGGGAUCUUACUCCUAAGAAAAGAAAACUGAAUUGCACAUUUUAUCAUUCCAUUCAAUACUGUUUACAUCUUUUCUUACUUCCUCUUGACAUUGUAUACCCAUACAUCUAAAAUAUCUUUUUUUUUUUUUUUUUCUUCUUUAAAGUAUUACGAAACAUUCCUGUAAAUUCUUAGUUCAUUCCUAGCAUUGUCAAUAUACAAAAUAUUUACAUCAAUAAAUAUUUUUUAUACAAAUUUUCAUCUGGAAUUUUUUCUUUAAACAGUUUCAUAUACUGGUACUGGAAUAUUUCUCAAUGUUUUCUCAAUAAAUCAUUAAAUUUGUGGA